Messenger RNA from Lagopus muta (rock ptarmigan), 579 nucleotides. Its product is annotated as phospholipase A2, membrane associated-like. Bases 26 to 466 code for a protein of 146 amino acids. The transcript has 4 exons. The record is from RefSeq and is a predicted model, not a curated record. NCBI's taxonomy places the organism in Eukaryota, Metazoa, Chordata, Aves, Galliformes, Phasianidae. Gene Ontology annotation, molecular function: phospholipid binding; calcium ion binding. Gene Ontology annotation, biological process: negative regulation of T cell proliferation; arachidonate secretion; phospholipid metabolic process.
CUGCUCGCCGUCCUCUUCCUCCAUCAUGAAGAUGAGGAAUCUCCUGCUCGCCCUGCUGCUGGCUUACGGGCUGCCUCCGGCGCGUGGCAGCUUGCUGGAGCUGGAGCGCAUGAUCAGAGUGACCACAGGGAAGAGUGCCCUGCUCUCCUAUAGCUGGUAUGGGUGCUUCUGCGGCAUCGGGGGCAGAGGGACCCCAGUGGACCCCACUGACACCUGCUGCCAUGCCCACGACUGCUGCUACAGGCAGCUGCGAGAGAGCAGCUGCAGCCCCCUGAUAACCCCGUACCAAUUCGAUGUCACCGAUGGGGGCAUCACCUGCGGUGAUGAGCAAAGCUGGUGCAAGAGAGAGACCUGCCUGUGUGACAGGGCCAUGGCUUCGUGCUUUGCCAGCGCUCUGCCUUCCUACAACGUGUCCUACCGCUUCUACUUCAAGCUGAGGUGCAGAGGGAGCAAGCUGCAGUGCUGAAAUCUGCACGUCUGCCUGUUUUGAGUGCCUUUCCUCGUUGCUGUGGGAAGGACAGGGUGAUGUGGGUGCUGAGAGGGGCUGCAGCCCUCCUCCCAGUGAGGUGAUGCGCAGGG